CUAAAAUUUGCAUUGGAGGAAUUUUUGAUGCCUUUAGUUUACUAGGAUUUUUAUUGAAAUUAUGGCUUGUAAUUUAAAUGUUGAAGUUAUUAUUAAUGAACACAGCGUCUUUAAGAAAAAAUCUCUCAUAGGCUAUGUUAAAGAUGAAUUAUUGAAAAGGACAGUUUUACGAUUAGGAAGUAAAAUUACAACAUUUGAAUUGGAAGCUUUGCAAGAAAAUGUGGAAGCUAUUUUUAUUUGUGAGUUGGGGAGAGAAAACAAUUCUUUUGAAUUUUCAGGUGAUGGUUCAACAGUUAACGUAAGUGAUGUUGAUCUGUGUAUCCAUAUUUACCGAUUAAAUAGGGAAGGUGCAGUAGCAGAAUCAAUUGGGGGUGAUGAGGGAGAGACAACUGCUGCCACACAUUAUAUGCUUCCAGCUACCAGUUUUCAUGGCCUUUGGGAAUCACUCAUAUUUGAUUCGGAUAUCAAAACUGAUUUGUUGCAGUAUGCAAGGGCUAUGCUAUACCUUUCUAAGUGUGGAGUAAAUUCCCAACUAAUUUCAUGCAACAGGGUAGUUCUACUUCAUGGACCUCCAGGAACUGGAAAAACAUCUUUAUGCAAAGCAUUGGCACAAAAAAUCUCCGUGAGAAUGGCUGAUAUUUAUUCUCAAGCUGUUCUAGUUGAAAUCAAUUCACAUGGACUGUUUUCCAGAUUUUUUUCUGAGAGUGGGAAACUGGUUUCUAGACUGUUUUCAAAGUUUGCUGAAAUGGCUGCAGAUCCUAGGACUCUUGUUUUUAUUCUUGUUGAUGAAGUAGAAUCUUUGGCCCACUCAAGAGCGAGUUUCACGGGUAAUGAACCAUCAGAUGCAAUAAGAGUAGUAAAUGCUCUUUUGACUCACUUGGAUAUGCUAAAAGAGCAUUGCAAUGUAAUGAUACUGACUACAUCAAAUAUAACCGGUGCCAUAGAUAUUGCAUUUGUGGAUAGAGCGGAUAUAAAAGCAUUCAUACCACAGCCUUCUCCAUUUGCAAUAUAUUCUAUUUAUCAUUCCUGCUUGGAAGAACUUUUAAGGGUUGGCGUAAUAAUAGGUACUUGCCCUGAUAAAAUGAAAGAUAGAAAGAAAUUUCUGGAUGUGCAAUCAGAAACUUCGAAACAUUUAGGCAUUGGGAAUACUGAAAUUCCUUUAAUAGAAUUGGCUAGGGAGUCAGAAGGGCUUACCGGUCGGUCAUUGAGAAAGGUUCCUUUAAGAGUGCUUUCAACACAAUUAGUACCUGAAAAAGUGAUUCGAUUAGAAGAAUUUAUUGCAGCAAUGUUAACAGUUGUCAAACAGAUGAAAUCAGAGCAACUUGAAAUCAACAAAAAUAAUCAAUGAAAAUAAUACACAUUUAUUUUUAUAUGAAAAUGAAAAAAAAAAUUAUAAUGUUACCUGAUUCAUAUUUGAGUUACGAAAUUUUUUUUUAGAAAAAAUUGUUUAAUAUUGCUGGGAUUUUCCUCCAGUUGAACAAGACAGGAUUACUUAUUUUAAUUAGAGUUGAUUUACAAUUAAAGUGAUUCAGGGAAUUUUAUUUCUUUUAAUUUAUUUCCGUGCAUCAGAUUUUUAAAUUAUUAUAACAUAAAUUAAUAUUUUGUAUUUCUUUUAAAUGUACUGAUUUGCUGAGUAUAUCUUUUUAAUAUCAAAUUAAUGAAUGUGUUAUGUUAUGAAAAAAAAUGCCAAAUUUCUAGUAACAUUUUGAAAAUUUAAAUUUGUUCAAUGAAAUUUAAUUGAAAGUUUAAUACUACAUACGUUACUAAGUCCUAUCAGUUGUUUUUAUAGAAAAAGUUAUUUGAUAACCUAAUUUAUUAUUUUAGAAAUACCUUACACCUUAAGUUAUGAUAUUAGUGUUUUCUAUUUAAACCUUAUUUAUUUGUUCAGUUUUAUUGCCACUUUAAAAUAUGUUAGGCAAUGUAUGUGUUGUGAUAUUUGAUAUAAAGGAAUAAUUCUAAUAGAAACCGUUCAAAUAAAUUAUUUGUUUGUUAUCAUUAUUACUAUUAUCACCUAUUUCUUUAUUAUCAAAACUGAUAAUUUUAAAAUUUAUUUAAGUUAAGAAGGGUGAAAAAUGGUCAGGAUGUGCAGUAAAAAAAUGCAUGUUUAUUGAGUUUGCCAACUUGAACUUGCCCCAAAACAUGAAUGUCAUCAUGGCAGUUAUUUGUUUGGGUUGAAAUAUAAUUUUUGACUGCACAUUCUGUCCAUUUUUCAUCCUUACAGUUUCAACAGUCAACUAUAUAUCGAUCUCUAAAUUAUUUCAAUUAAAUUUAUUUAAUAAUAACUAUAAAUUUACCAACUUUUAAAAACUAAACAAAAUGCCUUAAAUUGAACUUUGUUAGAUUUAAAAAAGUUUAAUUAUUUUAAACCAGUCUUCAGAUAUAACCAUAUUCAUUUACUGUAAGAUUGGUAUAUCCUUGGAAUAUAAGAAAUUGGUGAAACUAUAGAAUCUAAUCAGAAAAUAAAUACAGAUAGGAUAGCAAAUUAAUAUAAAUAAUUUUAUUUAUAUAUGUUUUAUUCUUUACUUCAUUGUAGAACCAAUUGCCCACUAGGUCAGUGUAGAGGCACAGCCUUCUACAGUGCACCAAUAGUAAAACUGCAUUGGAAAAGCAUACUUGACUUCCACACCACUCAAGUGGACGAAGUCUUUAGGUUAGAAUAUUUGUUUAUCUUUUUUAUUUCUUAGAUGAAUGUUUUAAUUUAGUUAUUUAAAAAUAUAAUUAACUGAUUAUUGCCAAAUGUUUGCUUUCCACAUUUAUAUAAUCCAUACCAGGUUGUUCUAUCUCCUAAAAUAGUUAAGAAAUAUGACUUCACACAAAAGUUAUUAUUGUGAAUGAGAUAUAUUUUGUUCAAGAGAAAUUAUCGGUCGUGCCUCCGCACUCAGCUAGUGGACAACUAACUUAAGAAGUCAUUUAUAUGAAUCUGUCCACCUGGGUGUUUAUGUAAUUAUGUUGAAUAACAGUUAUUAAAUUCACUGUCCAAUGAAAUAUAAAACCUAUUUAAAUAAUUUAGACUUAAUCACUACACCAUUUAUUGAUGUACCUGUCAUAUUUCACCUUGUUCAGGCCCUCAACAGGUACAUUAUGAUUAUUGUGAAGCAUGUUAAUGCCACUGACUAUAACCAUAAUACUAAGCACAUCAAAUAGCGCACAACAGUAGAACCAUCUGUUGGCCAAUGGAGCAGUGAAGAGGUUCUAUUGGUGAAGAGUACUAGAGCCCUACCUGGUGACCUGGGACCAGAGGGGUCAAAGUACAACUGAGCCAGUCUGAGUCUGAGUAAGAGUCUAGAAAAUAGUUUCCAAGACUAUACUUGGUAUGCUCAAGAUGUCUAGCUAGACUAAUACAAUGAAGUGGCCAGGAAGAGGCAGCAUGGAUGUCAGAGAUGCCAGCAGGCCAGAACACACUAUUCCACCCAGAUGUAUUUGCAGAAGCCAGUCCCUUCUGAG
Molecule: messenger RNA, 3444 nt
Organism: Nezara viridula (southern green stink bug)
Lineage: Eukaryota; Metazoa; Arthropoda; Insecta; Hemiptera; Pentatomidae
Source: the annotation of a GenBank genome assembly